This is a messenger RNA of Gadus macrocephalus (Pacific cod), 1695 nucleotides long. RefSeq names its product G patch domain and KOW motifs (gene gpkow). NCBI's taxonomy places the organism in Eukaryota, Metazoa, Chordata, Actinopteri, Gadiformes, Gadidae. Gene Ontology annotation, biological process: mRNA splicing, via spliceosome. Gene Ontology annotation, molecular function: nucleic acid binding. The transcript has 11 exons. The coding region runs from base 39 to 1556 and encodes 505 amino acids. The record is from RefSeq and is a predicted model, not a curated record. Gene Ontology annotation, cellular component: spliceosomal complex.
AUUUCGCCUACAUAUGCCCUGUCGGUCCCCAAACAACCAUGGAGUCGCACGGAGAUGCUACCAAUCUACCAAAGUCUGGGGAUUCUGAAGGGGAGAAAAAGGCAGCUUUUUCUUUUGGAUUUUCUAAAACGGUUAACAAAUUUAAACCGACUAACGACAAUGCAAUCACGAAAGAGGAGACGGAUUACUUGACCGGAAUCGAUGGAAAAGAACUGCUAAGUACAAAGCCAGUUAAUAAGCCGAAGGAGAUCAUCAUCCCCCUCAUCCAAAAGAACCGCUGGUGUGACCGAGUGGACAAAGCAAACAGAGACGACAAAAAUGAAGCCAAGCCACAACAUGUCCCACUCGAAGAUGGCUCUGUUGAAUCUCAGGCUGUCAAAGAGCUUAUUGAAGACUCACAGAGGCAGCAAGAGAAGUGGCAGAAUGGACAUCAGCCCGACCUUAACCUCUCCAUCCCGCUGCUGAUGCAAAACCAGGUCCCACAAGGUUUUGAGGAUGGCGACAAAGUCAAAGUUGAUCUGCGACCUGAAUCUUCCACAGACGCAGAUUAUGAAAGCGUUCCUGUUGAAGCCUAUGGUCUGGCUAUGUUGAAGGGAAUGGGAUGGAACCAAGAUGAAGGAAUCGGGCGCACGUUUAAACAAAACGUGAAACCUAUUGAGCACCAGCUUCGACCGAAAGGGUUAGGCCUUGGAGCCGAUCGUUCGGCGAUAAGGGACCUGGAGCCCAAGGGGCGUCGACGCACCCCCAAGCCAGGAGACGAGCCAGGGAAGGAGGAGGACUUGGUCUUGGGGCCUGGGGGCUGUGUGUUGGUGGAGUCCGGGGCACACAAAGAGCUCUACGGGAAGAUAGAAGGGGUGGAUCCUGACAACGCUCGUGUGGUGGUCAAGCUGGCCAUCGGCGGGCAGACCGUCACAAUCAGUCAAUACGGAAUUAAACUGGUGGACCGCAAAGAAUACGAAAGAAACAGCAAGGAUCUCAGCCGUCUGGGUAAAGCCCACAAGGAGAAGGAGAAGGAGAAGGAGAGCAAGAGAAAAGAGGAUGAAAAGAGGAGUAAUGUUGACGAGGGGAGCAAACACAAAUCUUCAGAGAGAGACCGGGACAGAGGAAAAGACGAGAGGAAAAGGAAACACAGAGAUUCAAGUCCUGAGAGAGAAAAGCCUGCAGUAAAGGAGCCACGGAAAUUGCCAGCUGUCCCAUGUUGGCUCCAGCGAGACCUCAAAGUGCGCUUUAUAGACAAAGCAUUCAAAGGGGGCCGGUACUACAACUCAAAGAUGCGUGUGGAAGAUGUUGUGACACCGACUACCUGUAUUUGUCGAACUGACGAAGGAAGACUGUUGGAAGACGUGAAACAGUCCAUGUUGGAGACCAUUGUGCCGAAGAACGACUCGGAUGCAGUGAUGGUGGUUCUCGGUCCACAUCGAGGCCAGGUCGGUCGCAUUCUGCAGCGCGACAGGGACCGCAGCAAAGCUCUGGUCCAGCUCGAUCGAUAUGAGGAGGAGGUCUUCAACCUGGACUAUGACACCAUCUGUCACUAUAUAGGGGCUGUGGACAACUGAGUCCUCGUCCCCUUCUCUGAUCAGUGUUUACACUUCUCCAAGCCCAUCCUCCAAUAAGUCAAAUUUCAUGUUGUAAAAUGAUGGAUCUGGUUAUAUUGUCUUAAACUAUUUUAAUUUUAUAAUAAAAUCAUGAAUUUCA